AUGUUCUUCCCGAGUUCCCAAUUCAGAUCCCUACUCUCAAUAUGUUAUACGAUUUUUUUCAUCCCGUCAACGCUACUAUUCCUUUUGGCAAUCUAUUUUGUUCUCUAUCAGAAAUCGUUGGCCUCAAACUAUUACAAGAAAGUUAUCGUCUUUCAACUGGUUUCCGCCUUCAUCGGCGACAUUAUGAUUUCACUAACUCGUCCGAUUCUUCUAAUGCAAAUACGAAUUGUAAUCUUUCAAAUGAACUGGGAUCUUCCAUUUGUAGGGAUUGUGAUCGUUCUUGCCGGAUACAUUGUGUCAAUAUUUUUAAGCUACGGUUGCUUUAUGAAUGGUUCUUUAUACAAGAUUAUCACUCUUUAUUCCCUUCCAUCAUAUGUCGCAUGGUUGCUGAAUGCCUAUUUUCUCGUGAUGAUCGGAAAGUGGUGGGAUUUGGUUCUGGGAAAGAAUGGUUAUCCGGUCCCCACCGUUGACGCCACCGUUGACGCCACCGUUGACGCCACCGUUGACGCCACCGUUGACGCCACCGUUGACGCCACCGUUGACGCCACCGUUGACGCCACCGUUGACGCCACCGUUGACGCCACCGUUGACGCCACCGUUGACGCCACCGUUGACGCCACCGUUGACGCCACCGUUGACGCCACCGUUGACGCCACCGUUGACGGU
Messenger RNA from Mesorhabditis belari, 666 nucleotides. NCBI's taxonomy places the organism in Eukaryota, Metazoa, Nematoda, Chromadorea, Rhabditida, Rhabditidae. The record is from the annotation of a GenBank genome assembly.